Messenger RNA from Hyaena hyaena (striped hyena), 1496 nucleotides. It is a transcript of the gene NIFK, whose product is annotated as nucleolar protein interacting with the FHA domain of MKI67. Lineage: Eukaryota; Metazoa; Chordata; Mammalia; Carnivora; Hyaenidae. The transcript has 7 exons. The record is from RefSeq and is a predicted model, not a curated record. The coding region runs from base 87 to 974 and encodes 295 amino acids. Gene Ontology annotation, biological process: maturation of LSU-rRNA from tricistronic rRNA transcript (SSU-rRNA, 5.8S rRNA, LSU-rRNA). Gene Ontology annotation, molecular function: RNA binding. Gene Ontology annotation, cellular component: nucleolus.
CUGCCCCCACUUCCGCUUCGGAGGACGUGAGGGCUCGGCGCUUCCGGGGGAGCCGCGUGGAGCUCUUCGGCUGGGACGUUGUCGCCAUGGCGGUCUUCGCGGGCCCGGCUAAGCCGUUCCUGUCGCUGAACACACAGGAAGAGGCCAAGUUUCAGAAGGAGGUGGCGCAGGCUCGCCGGCGGGCAACCCAGCGACAGGAGAAAGAAAAACUUACUCCUGGAGUGAUCUAUGUGGGUCACUUACCUCCAGCACUUUACGAGACCCAGAUCCGAGCAUAUUUCUCCCAGUUUGGCACUGUUACGAGAUUCAGACUGUCCCGGAGUAAACGGACUGGAAACAGUAAAGGCUACGCGUUUGUGGAGUUCGCAUCUGAAGAUGUUGCCAAGAUCGUUGCUGAAACCAUGAACAACUACCUCUUUGGUGAAAGGCUCUUAAAGUGUCAUUUUAUACCACCCGAAAAAGUACACGAAGAACUUUUUAGAGAGUGGCACAUUCCAUUUAAAAAGCCAUCCUUUCCAGCAGUGAAACGGUAUAAUCAGAAUCGGACACUUCUUCAAAAACUACAGAUGGAGGAGCGAUUUAAAAAGAAAGAAAAAUUACUUAGGAAGAGAUUAGCAAAAAAAGGAAUUAAUUAUGAAUUCCCUUCACUGGUUUUACAGAAAAAGAAAAAGAGAAAUGCUUCAGCAGCUGAUCUUCAGAAAUCUAGAAAUAGCCAGGUCUUAUCGAAGAAGAAGAAAAAGGCUUCAUGCACUCCUAGCACUCCUGAGCAGACGGUGGAUAGCCAGGGCCCCACACCGGUUUGCACACCAACAUUUUUGGAGAAGCGAAAAUCUGAAGUGGCUAAAAUGAAUGUUGAUGAUAAAGAUAAUGAAGUAGUUUUCAAACAGCUUGUACCUGGUGCAAAAGAAGAAACACAAGGGACUCAAACACCUACGCGCUCCAGGAAAAAAAGACGAAGAAAAGGCAAUCAGUGAUCCUAAAUGCAUUCUGGUUCUUCUGGAAAAUGUGAUUUAUCGUGAGGGUUAAUGGCGUUUGACUCUGUACGAUGGAGCGCCCCCCUGCCAGCGCUCUUGCAGGAGACCGCCUACUCUCUUGAGCCCGGAAAGCCGUCGGUCCCUGCUGAGGUGCACGGGCGCGGGUUCUGGCCUGCCGCGGCGCGGGGCUCACACUGCUUGUGCCCUGUCCCUGCUUGCCCUCGCACAUUGUGUAGCUGUCUAGUUCCUCUUCCUGGUAGAACAGUCCCCAUUUCCUGCAGCCUUUGUUGUUACUGUCAGAUAAAGAAAAUAAACUCUUGCUUGACCACCCAUGCGGCUCUGUCCGACUGCCGGCUACCUGGGAGCGCUUGGUUACUCGGACGUGAUCACUCUUACCAAGUUAUGGCUUUGGCGGGCCAGCAAGCUUUAGUGACUGUCAUUUUGUGUUUGUGUCAUUGGUGUAGAGUUGUGUUUCAGGAGCCCGUGACCAGCAGAUAAACUGUUUCUGCAGUUCGUGUGCAA